Molecule: messenger RNA, 4186 nt
Organism: Lethenteron reissneri (Far Eastern brook lamprey)
Lineage: Eukaryota; Metazoa; Chordata; Hyperoartia; Petromyzontiformes; Petromyzontidae
Product: MFS-type transporter SLC18B1-like
Biological process (GO): transmembrane transport
Molecular function (GO): transmembrane transporter activity
Source: RefSeq, a predicted model, not a curated record
GUAACUGGUGUGGUGUAUUAACAUUGCCACUGGGGAGACAAAGGCGGCCGGGCGUGGUGGAUACAAGUCCCGGGCGAAGCCGGGUAGUGAAGCUAGUCUGUUUAUAUUUGAACAGUGUACAUUACAGUACGCAAGCCUUUAUGUGAUAUUUGUACAUUGCAGUGACGCAGUGGUGUUAUCCAUUGCAUCAAAUAUUUUUUCGUUUCCCGACUCGUGGCUGCGGCUAACAUAAGUAGCACGAUUUUUUGUCGUCGUCCCCCGCACCUCCGAUGAACACGCUUGGCUACGUGCGGUGCGAAAGAAGUUCAACGUGUACCGUACCAUGGCGAGUGGCAUCUGAACCAAGCCUGGUGCCCGUGGGGCCCCCUCCCUUCUAUUGCACCCAGUCCACAUUGACCGGCGUGGUGAAAUAUGGUCAUGCUUCAAAUUACAAUGACCGGCACGGCGUGGAACAAGGCAUUCGUCCAGCAGUGAAUUGACGGAAGGAGAUCAAAUUUCGUACCGUAACAACAAAAACAUUCAAACGUACACCCAGCUCCAGUGAGAAGUUGUGCAGCAGCGUGACACAACAGUUAUUGAUUUACAUCGUGUUGCAUCAUGUAACCGUGAUACGGGCCACUUGCUGUAAAUCCCAUUUCCUCCACUCGCUGACAACAAAAAAACGUGAUCCAUUGGUCACGAGGAUUGAAACAAACACUGCGCGCAGUGGCAACAGCGAGCCGGGACAUUGAGUGUAACGUUGCAUUUUCACAUAGUUUGUAUAGUCUGUAUACUCUGCUUCGCUGUGAAUCAACACGUCGCCUCGCUCCUAAAGAGGGCAGGCGGGUGGGGGCGAUACGGUCACCGAAGGGGGAAUGGCUGAUGGUGAAGACGACCUUGAUGUACACGGUGAUGCAACUAGAGCCGGCGCCUCAAUUCCUAGGAAAAAUACGACUUGGAAUGUGGAAAAUGCGCCAGGUCAUUCGAACGGGCAGCCUCGCUCCGAUGGCAUCAGCUCCAAAGAAGAAGAGGGGUCAGGUGGCCCCAGACGCAGCUUUACAAGGGCUGAGUACUUUACAUUGAUCUCCAUCGCCAGCGUGGAGUUCACCUCCAUGAUGACCAACUCGGUCCUGGUCCCAUUCUUUCCUGAGGAGGCUGCUAAGAAAGGAGCCACCGAAACGGUGGUGGGACUGAUAUUUGGAGUGUUUUCCCUCGUUCAGCUCCUCUUUUCUCUUCUGUUGGGAAAAUACAUGGUUAAGAUUGGAGUCAAGUUCACGUUUCUCUCAGGACUGCUGGCCUCUGGAACCUGCACAAUUCUGUUUGGACUCCUAGACGAGGCCCCGAGCGGCAGGAUCUUCAUCGCCCUGUGCUUCCUGCUGCACGGCGUGGACGCCGUGGGCUGUGCUGCCUCCAUGACUGCGUCCUUCACCAUCUUGAUGUCGAUGUUCCCGCACAACAUCUCCACGACCAUCGGCUUCCUGGAGCUCCUCGCAGGGCUGGGCUUGGUGAUGGGUCCUCCUCUGGGCGGGUUCCUGUACGAGGCGUGGGGCUAUAGGAUGACUCUCAUAAUCGUCGGCGUCUUCAUGUUGCUCACCAUCCCCGUCAUCCUCGCCGCUCUGCCUCCGCAAGUGCUGGUGGGGAGCAGUGGUUCGUUCAUACGGCUCUUGUCACUGCCCUCUGUGAUUGUCGUGGCAUUGCUCAUCUGCUGCGUGGACUCAUCGAUGGGAUUUUUCGAUCCCAACAUCUCGCUGUUCCUCUUUGAGCAGUUCAAUCUGAGCUCUGGGAAGAUUGGACUCGUCUUCAUGAGCCUGUGCAUCUCAUACUCUGUGAGCUGUCCUGUCGUGGGCUACGUCAGCGACCGCAGACCUCAAUGGAUGAGAUGCAUGAUGCUGGCUGGAGCUUUUGUAUCCGGUAUCUGCUUCUGCUUGUUGGGCCCUGUUCCCAUCCUGCACAUCCACACUCAGCUGUGGCUCGUGGUGGUGGUCCUGGCCGUGCUGGGUGUUUCCAUCGCCACAGCCAUCGUCCCCACAUUUUCGGAGAUCCUCCUCAUGGCCACUAACAAUGGCUUUGAAGUGGGGCUGGGCACGCUGGGGUUGGUGUCCGGUAUCUGCAAUGGCUUGAUGUCUUUCGGGAACUUCAUAGGCCCCACGCUGGGCGGACUCCUCGAUGACUACGUGAACUUCAAGUGGGCCGCGACCAUGGAGGGGCUGCUCUUAAUCCUUGCGGCAUUCCUCAUGCUUGCAUUUUACAGCUACGAGUGCAUCAGUGAAAACAGGCACCGCCAAACAGAAGAGCUGCUCGGCGAUGUGGAGGAGGCCACCAGACCCCUGCUGUCCUAGCGCUGGGUGGAGUUGGACAAGCCAAGCAUCGGCGUUCAACGUGCGAGGGGUCGUGGUGCAAUCGCGGUCAAUUGUGCCAGCAUUAGCACACGGCACUCAUUGCAAGCAAAAGAGGUGGAUCGAGAAACUUGGCAAGGGAGAGGUGGUUCUGAAAUUUCAAGAUUUUUAAAUGGGGCCCUAAAUUGAUCAUAGUAAUAAUGAAAUCUAUUUACUUUUACUGGUAAAUAUCAAUAAAAUACUCAUCAAAUUUUUUGGUUUUCAAGGUGCCACCCCUUUGGAUCCACCACUGAUGCAAGCAAGAACACAUUAUAAAUGUGUAGAAAUGGAAAGGUGGCUCACAAGUGAUAGUGCUGGGCUGGAACCGUUGUGAACCUCUUUUCGAUUCUAGGCAGCUGCCACCAUUAAAUCAAAGUGCAAUAAACUGGUAGUCUUCGCCCAGUCACCACUAAUUGCACACAAAAAAACAGCACGGUAAAUUAAAUUCUGCACUUAACGUUGAAUGCCAGCACUGAGCUGAUUAUUGGUUUUACUGUCAUGCGAUGAGCAUUACUCUGUCCCCUACUCUGUUGACCAGAGGUCACUUUAAAGGACCGAGAGAUCCGAGUGGAUUCUUCUGAUCUUGAAAAAAUGCUGGUUGCACAUUUUGGGAGAAUUGUUGGGAAAAUACCAAAUGAAAAUGAGUAUUGAGACUCAAGUGUUCCUGCACCGUCAGACAUGUUGAUGGAGAAUUGCAGAAUUGUAGUUGUCCGUGUUCAAAAUUGUACAAAUGUGCAUGACAAAAUAAUCUGACCACCAUUAUUAUUGCAUGAUGUUUAUCAUAAAAAGUAAGCGGCUGCCAAAAAUGUUAACCUCCAGAUUACAUUUAAACUACUGUACAGUGUUGAUGAUGGUCAUCUCUUUUAGUUUGUGCCUGUACACCAGUGCAGUCUCAGACAGUAUAUUUAUUUUUAAUCGUGCACAGAUCACAUCAGAAUCAAGUGAAAGUAUAUUGCGAUAUAGUGGAAUUUUAUAACUCGAUAAGGAAUUGGAAAAAACAUCCCAAGUUCGGAAUCUCAUGAAAUCAUGAGAUGAAGGUUGAUGUUUUUGUGAAUAAAGGAAAAUUGUUGACACUUUUUGAGAGGAAAUGCCACUGAGACCACUGAUUUUAAGACUUAACUUUUUAAUUUGCCUUACCCGGAACGGUUUUACCACCUCUUAUGUAUCGAAGAAUAUUUGUGCCUUAGAUUUCUCAGAAAUGUGAAAAAUACUGAAACUAAUUUAAGCUGGCUGUAGCAUAUCCAUUAUUCUGUUCACAUGUGUUGUAAUAUAUUUACUAUGUAUUGCACUACAAGUUUGUCGGUUGCAUUGUUUUAAAAGUACAGCAUGCUUAAGCUAACGGUACCUUGUCUGAGGCACAGGCUGGAAAUCUUAACUGGCUCGAAUGCUAAAACAAGUCUCUCAUGUACGAGGAACAUCCUGAUGGUGAUUAACCAUAUUUGUUCAUCAACUAACAAGAUAUGACCGUCUAACAAAAGGCGUGUGAAUUUAACGUGUGAAAACGUCAGGAAGCAGGUCAAAUUAUUUGAAGAUGGUAAUAGUGGAGACAUUGUCGUUAAAUCAAGCAGUGGCAGAUGACUCCAACAAUUACGCAGAGCGGAGGAAAUCAUUGGUACUAUCGUUGCAAAUUGGUCACCAUACUGUCAGGACUAUGUCAUAUAUUGGCUUAUCAUUAUAUAUGUGGAUAGUGUUUGAGUGUGGCUAUGCAAGUUGUGGGCCUGGUAGAGGGACUUCCAGUUGAGCCUCUCUGUUUCUGUUAGUGGGGAAUAUAUUGCGUGUAUUUAUGGAAUCGAAAGUAAGUUUAAAUGUAAAUAAAGUUCCUUUCAAAGUGA